Molecule: messenger RNA, 6870 nt
Organism: Ictidomys tridecemlineatus (thirteen-lined ground squirrel)
Lineage: Eukaryota; Metazoa; Chordata; Mammalia; Rodentia; Sciuridae
Gene: C2H19orf44
Product: chromosome 2 C19orf44 homolog
Source: RefSeq, a predicted model, not a curated record
CUCGCGGGAGCGCGGUGGCCUGUGGGAAGUGUAGUCUCUUCAGCCCGGCGCGGUUGCCAGGGCAACGGUACCCUGGGGCCGGACGGCGGGGCGGGAGCGUGGCGCCGGGUUCCACCGAUAAACCGGCGUGGAACAUGGCUUUCUUAAGAAAAACCAGCCCACGUGCUCACCGUGUGUUUAGUGACCUCAGUGACAUCUCCUCAGAAGAUUCAAGGAUGGAAGACAUCAGAAACUUGAAAGUCAGUAGAAGUUUUACCCAAGCAGCCUCCGGUCAAAGCAGAUUUCUAAAAAGAAACCAAACUAUCGGCGAGAAACACUUCAACCUGCAAGACAGUGCUGUCCUGGGCAGCGGGGCCCGGCUGACCCUGGGCAGACCCCUCGCCACCGCCUCCAAGAUGCGAGCCAGCGCCGCACUCAUGAAGCUGGCCCAGCUGGAAACCAAGAUCCGGGGUCGGCAGAGCGCGCCCAGGAGCUGGUCUGACACGGAGUCUGACUCGCGGCUCCUGGAGGACGGUCUUGCCGAGAGCCUGGACAGAUCCGCCCCGGGAGCCACCUCGGGCCCUGCCUCGCCACACACCCACAGAACUUUCCAGAAACAAGCCCGUGAAGCCCCCCUCCCCAAGAGCAGUGUGCAGAGUGGGCGGGCCAGCAGGUUCCUGAAGAAGAAACAGCCACCUGCGGGUAGCGCGGCCCCCGAGGCCCAGGCUGGGAAGGAGAGGAAUCUUCCAACACCCAGACAGAAAGAGCCUGCUAGGAAAUUUGAUUCCCCAGACAGCGACGAAGAGGAAAUGAAAGAAUUGCUAGGAAGCUUGAUGGAAUCUUCUAGAGGAAAAGAAACAAGCCUGAAUCAGAGGUUCACCAGCACUGCCGUCAGUGAGAAGGAGCGCGCGAAACCAUCGGCGGGUCAGAUCCCUGCCCCGCCCCGAGCCCCUCUGUCCAGAGCGGAGCUGUCCUGCUCAGAGCCUUCCCAGACCCUGGGCCUGUCCAGCCCGCGGUCAGCGCGCCGGGGGUCAGCGCGCCGGGCCCUCCGCAGUACUCGGUCGGGAACCUGCUCCCCGCAGACUCAGGCGGCUCGCGACACAGCCUCCCUCGACACAGCCUCCCCCGCCUCCUCGAUUUCCAUCCCCGACGCGGUUUCAAGAUCAAAGUCUUCAGCGAUGGGUCACAUCCAGCUCGCGUCUUCCUCCGGGAGGAGCCGGAGGAGCGAGCCCGGGCCCGGGGGAGCCUCGGACCCCGAAGCCUCCGACGACAGCCUGAACGAUUUUAGAAUCAAUAUUUUAUCCCUUGAUGAUCUGUCUCCGGCCGUCAGUGAGCGAUCAGACUUGGAACAGAAAGAAGGUGCCACUCAGAGGGCGAGAGCGCCAGGCAGGAGCCGCCCCGACCAGACACCUGCCGCACUGGACGCACCGAGCCAUGCCCUGCCCAUGGGCUCAGCAUUUCAGGGGAAGGCCACCUCUGUGGUUGGGGACGAGGGCCUCCCCACUGAAAGUGAGGUCUCAGAGCGUCUGAGUGCCAGCCUGGCCUCUGCCGCCCAGCAGGACAGUGUGUCCAGCGCCAAGCCGUCAUCCGAGACGCCCACAGAGGACAGCGUGGGCUCGGCGUAUUCGGAAGAUUUUGAAAGCCCGCCGAGUCCCCCGGCCUCCGAGCCGACGGCUCCUUCCGAGGCAGCUCUGGACGGAACACUGGCCACCGUGUCGGAAUGCUGGAGGAGUCUGAGGACAGACACCCCCAAACCGCCCAGGGCUAGGAAGAAGGGCGGCCGGGGCGUGGAGAGGGUCAGCGUGAGGGAAACGGCCGUGCAGACCCUGGACCCGGCCCUCACCUACCAGUGGACCAAGGCGGCCGGGAUGGCGGCCAUUGGGCCUGCCCUCGGGAGUUCCUAUGUCGACCCAGUGCCCAUUGCCAGCCACGUCGUCAGUGCCGAUGCCUUAGAAGUCCUGACAGCCUACAGCCCUGCGGUGCUGGCGCUCAACGACAUGCUGAAGCAGCAGCUGAACCUGACGCAGCAGUUCAUCGCCGCCAGCCGCCACCUGCACCUCUCCCUCCUGAGGUCCAUGGAAGGGGACUCGUUCCACUACCACUCCCUGGAGGAAGCCAAAGAGUAUAUCAGGUGCCACAGGCCCACACCGCUCACCAUGGAGGACGCUUUGCGGGAGGUGCAGGAGGAGCUGUAAGUACCAGGCCACCCAGGGCACGGCAGGGGAGUGACAGCAGCACAGAGGGCCUCACCCAGUCCUGGGAAACCCUGCCCUCAGAGGACUCAGCCACAGGGAUCUUGCCUCAGAAAAGUCACUCAGGUGAUGUGGCCGCCACCUCAGAUGAUGCAAAACCACUCAGUUUGUCCAGACAUCUGGACCCCAAGUGCCCCACCUGUGGACUGCUACCCUCUGCUCCCAACGGGCUUGCAGCCAGCUCCUCUCCACCCUGUCCAAGCCGUGCUCCGUGUGUCACCCGCUUUAUGCUCCAAUCCCAGCUUCUGGGAAUUUCUGGAGAGAGCCUGGCAGCGCCCCCAGCUGAGCGCUUCGCAGCCAAGUGUGCUGUGCCCGAGCCCCAGCCCGGCUCUUCCUCACAGCCUCAGCUUGCGCUCCAGCCACCCCUCCCGCCAGGACAGCUUGCAGAGAUGUCUCCUGAGAAAUCCCUAUGGCAUCAGCCUCUGGACAGGUGGCUUCUGAGGACAGGGACUAAGAGGCAAGAGUGGAGGACCCACACCUCACACAUAGCCCGGAUGGUUCUCUGUGGCUGCAAAGCCCCCUUGCAGAGGGAAGGGAAGGAAGCGAGUGGAUGUGGCCUUGCUCAGGAGCACAGGCACACGCCUCUUCAAGGCAGGAGUGGGAAAGGGGAAGGACGGGCCUGGGAAGGGAGCCUAGCAGCCUUCUGGAGAACAUGCUCCCGGUGCUCCGUUCUCAGGCGGGUAAGCAGAGGGGCCCACACAGCAGGUGCUGCCACCUAAGGCAGCCCAGGGCUCCCGAAGUCUUACCUUCACGAGGGGGGCCAUCAACCCAGCAGGGAGAUCGAAGUAGGGCACAUUGGGGACCAGGCUGGGGUCGUCAUGGUUGAUAUGGGGAGGGCCCUGUCUUCGCAUGUGGGGGGGCUGCCCAUUAAAGCCAUGGGGGGGAGGGCCAAAGUCAGGGUGCUGAGGCCCAGCCCAGGGUGGGUGCUCAUUGAUCCCAGGAUGAGGCAUGCGGUGGCCAGGGUGGUGGUGAGGGGGUCCCAUCUCUGCAAAAAAGAAAUUUUGUGUCAGGACUUAUUGGUAGCUGAGAGGUACCAGUAAGUCAGGACCACCCAGCUAAGGGGCAAGGAGGCCCAGCUGAGGGAAGGAAAUAUCAAGGCCAUCGAAACCUCAAGACAGCAACGCCCAGGGCUGAAUUGUGUCUAACCCACCAACAGUGUGAAUACGGGAGUCCUAACCCCAGACCUAACCCAGAAAGUGGCUGUAUUGAGAGGCAGGGAGUAGUUAUGGAAGCCAGGGCCGUCUCCACCCAGGCGGAGGCUGGGCCGUUACAGAGGCAGUUACUAACAGGAGGUCUUCAGGGUGGACCCUAACCCAACAUGACUACUGUCCUUGUAAGAGGAGGUUUCCAGGACACAAGCUCACACUGAGGGGAAGAUGCCAUUUACAGGCCUGGGAGUGGUCUCAGAAGAAACCAGCCCCGCUAACACCUUGACCUCAGACUGCUGGUCUCCAAAACUGAGGGACAAUCAACAUCUGUCACAGAAGCUGCUCAGCCCGGGGUCCCUGUUAGAGCUGUCAUGGAACACUAACGUGAGCCAUGAACACGGGGAGUGCCCCACAGAUAAACAAACAUCACAAACAGUUUAACAAAUAAACAUGGAAGUUAGUAGAAAUAAAAAUUUUUUUAACAAGUAAAUGAAUGAAAGACUGAGUAAAAGACGACUCUGCCCUAAAGCCAGGAGCUACUUCCCUUUUGGAACCUCACGUCCUCCUGUGCAAACUGCAGUGAGUCCAGGCAAACGUGAGAGCAGGCCCAGGCUUCAGACCUCUAACAGCCAGCCCGGCAUGAGGAGGGACUCAAGGUGGCGAGGACAAGGAGCAAUCAGACAUUUGCAGGCACCGUCUUUGCCUCUCCCACCUCCCUAGGGCCCAGGCUGAGCUCCAUGUCAGCUUAUGGCCCUCUGCCUGUUACUGUCACUUCGGGGCAGGCCAGGGGUGCGUUUCCCAGGCAUUCCCACGGGCACCCUCACACUUACCGGCCGGGAAAUCCCCCUGGGGGUAGUCGAAGCGGUGAGGAUAGGGUGGCCGCUCAAAGGGAUGGCGUGGGGGGAAGUCAUCUUGCAUGAAGCGAGGUGGGAAGCGGUUGAAGUUGUGGGGGUGUGGUGGCUGGUUGAACUGUGGGUGCUGCUGGUGGGGCGGGAAGGGCCCACGGAAGUGGGGUGGCCGCUGCAUGCGGAAGGGUGGCUCGCGCUGGCCCCCACCCCAGGGCGGCUGCUCAUGCUGACUGUUCCAGGGACCCUCGAAUUGGCUGUUCCAGUUGGGGUCGGGCUGACUGUUCCAAGGCGCGUCACGCUGGCCAUUCCAACCAGGGUCCCCACGCUGCUCACCCCACAUGCCCUCGUGGCUGUUGUUCCAGGGCGGGCAGUGGGGUGGCCCACCCUGGUGGUGUGGGUAGGGGGGUUGCUCAGGAGGCUGUAAAGCAAAGCACAGAUGUGAGCCUCCUGCAAGGUCAGGCCCCAGGGUGCUCAGGAGACACUGGCAGCACCGGCCUCAUCCAGUGGCGCCUCAGGCCUGGAGGGCCCAAGCCUGGUGGCAGAUCUGCUGCAUCUGGGCAGACACCGUCACACCCAGGCCCUCAGGCUCCCAACCACCACACCUGCAAUCUCAUUCCCAUGGCUGCUCCUGGCCACCAAGGCCCACUGCGCAUACAGGCAAGACCACCAUCCUCUCCCUGCCACUGCUUAGACAAACACCAGCUCCCCCACCCUUCAGGGGUGGUACAGUGACUGUAUCAGCAUGGCCAGGCCCCAGGUGUCCACGAUGGACGUUCUUCAUGACACUCCCUCCCUGUUUCACUUUCUCUUUCCCUCCAAGGCCAUCACCUGGGGUUGCUGCCCUCAGACCUAUCCCAGGACCUGCCUCUGGGCCCUGUGCUGACACAGCAGCCUUCUGCGGCUUGAAGGCAGCAGCUCCAGACUCUGGUGCUCUGACAGCGCCCUAAAGCCAGGAUCAUAAACUCUGACGGGGGCUGGGGUGCAAAUGUACACAGAUGAGGCUGGCCAGGCUGCCAAACCCCUUCAAGAGAAAGCAGAAAACCAGAUUUUUAAAAAUAAAUAGCCAAAACAUCAACAUGAACAACAGAAACAGCAGGGACUAUUUCUAAAUGCGUGAGACUCCAUGUGGGUACCACAAGCCUACAUUGAUUUCUGUUUCAGUCUUUCGGCACCAGGGAUGGAACCAGGGCACUGUCCACUGAGCCAAAUGCCCAGGCCUUUUUAUGUUUUACUUUUGAGACAGGAUCUUGCUAAAUCGUUUAGGGCCUCACUAAGUUGCUGAGGCUGAACUUGCAAUCCUCCUGCCUCAGAUUCUGUACUACCUUAUGUAACAGGCGUAUGUCACCAUGCAUGGCACCAACCUUGGACGAACUUGUGUACUGCUGGGUCAAGGCGGAGCCUCAGUGAGCCUGAUCUAGUUUGCAGACAAAGGGCCUAUUUCCCGCCUACAGAAUGGAUGAGAGCUGCUCUCUACUCAGGGGGCACCCCCAAAGCUCCCCCACCACACAGCUCAGAGCCAGCACUCAGAGGAGGGAGCAGUCUAUGAAGAUGUCCUAUUUUCUGUGAAGUUAAAUCUUUGGUCCUGAAGCUGAGGGUGGGGGCUCAGGCCAUGAGCUGUUUCCUUGCCGUCCUUAGGUCCUCCCUGUGGACACACAUUCACCUGGGAAGGCCAUGCCACAUUGAGAAAAAGCAGAUAUCCAGAGAAGGCCUGGGCUGCAUUCAAAUGCUCCGUCCAGCUGGAUCCAGCGGGACGCAGGGCGUUUCCUGGUCAUGCUGUGCCAGGCUACCUUGUCCUGGCCUGAAGGUUCCCAACCCUAAGGAAUCUGUUAGCCCCAGGUUGUAGGUUGUUAGCCUACAACCUCCUGAAGUCUGAGGCUCUGACUGUCCCUUUCUUCAGGAAACUACCUAUUCCUUUCAGGAUGCAAAAUGCUGACGCUCCGUGAGUCAAACCAGCUAGAGCAGCUCCUUCCCAGCACUCUCAGGAGAGGAGAUCUACAUUAUGGAGAGGCCCGGAUGACGACUGGGAUAGAAAAGGGGCCUAGCCAGGGCUGAGCCAGAAUCUCACUCCAGCUUCCUCAGAGCUACAAACUGCCCACCGACAGCAGUCUGUCCAUCUGCCUGCCAUCUCAUCAGGCCCCAAGUGUCCACCCUGACCCCCAAAGUUUUAUGGAAUACCUGCUGUUGGCCCCAAGGAGCAACAGGGUGGGGCUGAUCAAACCAAGGGGGCUUGUUAGGCGGAAUCUGGUCAUGAGGUCCGGGGCCCCGGGGGCCGGCAGCUGCAGGAUCCUGGACCCCUCCUGUGCCAUCGUACUCUGAAGAGCCCGGCAUUUGGAUGGGAGGUUUGUUGUCAUCUAAAGCCAGGCAAGAAGUGGUCAGAGAAAGCCCUGGUGAGAGGGAGGCUGCCUGACCGGACCCUGAUGCCCAACCAGGGUUGGGGUUGACAAGUCUUGCUUCAUGAUUCCACUGGAGACCAUGACCACCUCCCUCUUCCAGGAAGGGGAUGAGAGGGAGAUUCUGACCUCCCACGUGAGACGUACCCAUCUUCUCUACAGCAUACGUAUCUUACUGUCUCAGCUGUCUUGAUUUUAACUUGUAGAAUUUUUAUCAUUGAUUUUUAAAUUAAAUUUCUAUGUCUAGUUAAAA